AUUAGCUUAUUCCGGCCGGCAGUAAGCGGCAAGUUUCAUUGUAACUAAAAUGAAAUAUUCAUACGUGUCCCAUUCAUUUGCAAAAGUAGAAUAGUUGGGGAAAAACCUGUUUAGGUUUUAACAGGACAUUCAGACGGGAUUUGUAUAAAACAAGCUUCAAAAUGACGAAAAUGCGAACUGAAUUAAAGUUUUUAUUUUAUGCGGGUGCUAUCUUUAGUUGUUAUUUUGUAUAUGGGAUGUUACAAGAGAAAAUAACGCGAGGGAAAUAUGGGGAUGGUGAUAAGUUUACUUAUGCUUUGUCGUUAGUGUUGGUGCAAUGUGUGGUUAAUUACGCUUUUGCACAGGUCUUGAUGCUGUCGUGGACUCAUGGGGAAGAUACGACCCGAAGAGUUUACUACUUCUCAUCGGCAAUGACGUAUCUACUCGCCAUGGUGUGCUCCAACAUGGCACUGCAAUGGAUCAACUAUCCAACCCAGGUGGUCGGCAAGGCAGCUAAGCCGAUUCCUGUCAUGAUUCUGGGUGUGCUUAUCGGCCGGAAAAGCUAUCCGUUUAAGAAGUAUCUGUUUGUGCUUCUGAUCGUAACUGGAGUGGUGCUGUUCAUGUUUAAAGACAGCAAGAAAGGAGGCAACGACAGCCAAUAUUUUGGCAUCGGGGAGGUUCUGCUAGUCCUCUCCUUGACCAUGGACGGAUUGACCGGGGCAGUGCAGGAAAGAAUCAAAUCGGAAUCAUCGCCGACCGCUUAUUCGAUGAUGUUGAACACAAACUGGUGGUCAUCGGUAAUCCUGACAAUCGGAGUUGUGUUAAGCGGGGAGAUAUACCGUUUCACCACCUUCGUCGCCCAGUACCCUGAGAUCCUGGUGUACAUAGUUGCGCUUGCGCUUACAGGCGCUCUUGGACAACUGUUCAUCUUCUUCAUGGUGGCCGAGUUUGGACCCCUCCCCUGCUCCGUGGUGACUACAACGCGCAAGUUCUUCACUGUCCUGGCAUCUGUAGUCAUCUUCGGCAACGUUCUACUGGCCCGACAAUGGUUUGGAGCUGUUCUGGUGUUUACGGGAUUGUUCCUGGACAUCUUCUACAGCAAAGGUAAGGCGGCUCGGUCGAGGAGGGCGUCGCAUAAAUGAUUAUCGGCCCACCGAAUGCUGAUCAUUCUCAUGUACUUCGUCUAUUUCAUGCUUAUCUUAAGCAUUAACGUCGGCAACAUGACUUCACCAGACUGAAUUUGGCGCUUUGUUGUAAGAAAACUUUAAAUCAAUAUUUUAAAUGUUAUAAAUUGUCCGUACUGAUGUUAAGAUCAUAAUGAAAACAUAUAAUAACCACAAAUCCAGCGGACACCUAAUUUUAAGUUAUACCUGUCAUUUUCUUAUACGCCGAAAAGGAAAGAGAGGGACAAUUGACAGCUGUUAGUUUUAAAAAGAAUGAGUGAAUGAAUGAAUACCCCGGGUGAGUCAAUAUCUCUCUGGUAUGCAGACCCUUUGAUGUGUGCUGUCAGCAUAAUUCUGUCGGGUUAGUGGUACAAUUUUUAGAGGGUUGUUUUACAUUUGUGCCUAAAAUUGAUGAAAUAUAUUUACCAUUUUUGACAAUUCCUAUAGACACCAUCUUAUUUUAAGUUACACCUGACAUUUUCUUAUCCGCCGAAAAGGAAAGUGACGGGUAAUCGACAGGCAUACAAUUUAUGGAAUACAUUGGCACGUAAUUUUUAUACAGAUACCUAUAACAACCCUUUAAAAGUUUUACAUUGGCCAAUAACCGGAGAUAAUUAAGUUGAGACAGCACACGUUAAAUGUGUUGCAAUACAGCGAGAUAACUAUUUAAUUGGCCCGGAUUACUCAUUCAUUCGAUCAUUCAUUUUAAAAUUAACAGCUGUCAAUCACCCAAAUCUCUGAUCUCAUAUCCGUGAUUUUAAUCGAGAAGUUUCAUGUCUGUCUUAACGUAUAAAUGUGUGUUAACAUGACUUGUUAUUCUUACAAGCGGGGAUGCCUCUUAUCUCAUACUUCCACUUGAUAUAAUAUAUGAAUAACGUUAAAACUCAAAUAUUCCAACGAAGUACAACACUAAAAAAUGAACUAGAAUGAAUAUAGAACGUAUAAAUUCAGGGUGUUAGUGAUACAGUACCAGGGACGGUUCAUCUCAUGAAUCUUGAGAUAAAAGUGGAAUUUUCAUUGCAAAAGUAUAGAAUUUAAGAAAAUUUUGCGACGGGAUUUCACUUUGUAUUAACUCAGGAUCAUGAGAUGAAUCAUCCCCCUUAGUAAUCCGUACUGUGUCACUGACACGCUGUAUAUAAAUCAAAUUAAAAUGUUUUUGUGCAAUUUUGUUUAUGAGAUGAGCUUAUAAUACAAAGACGUAAUAUUAUUUCAUUUUGUUUUAAGAUAACUAUAAGAAUUUGUAACGCGUGUUGGAAAUAUUUCUAUACACUUUGUAAGGCUAGUGCGUCGUGUCAUUGUGACUGUUUCCAUACUAACAUCCACAUACACAGGACAGACAUUCUUAUCUUUGUACAAACAGCCUAUAUACGUCCCACUGCUGGGCACAGGCCUCCCCUCAAUCAACCGGAGGGAGAACCCGUCUGAGAAGCCGUCGCCGCUAUGAGAGGGAGCCAUCGUAUCAACACACGUUACAUCCCAAACUAGACAUCGUCCCUGACCCCAAGGGACCAAUGACAUUCCAUCAGGUCUCUUGCCGUCCGAUCGGAAAAUCCCGUUGGGUCCGAGGACCGAAGGAAUGCCAGCGGUCGCCAGAGCCCUCCUAAGAAUGUCAUUCAAAGAUGCGUGGUGGUACUCUUCCAGCAGACCUCUGACACGAGAGACCAUGCUACCCCAGCUCCUUGCUGCUCCAGCAAAUUCGCUCCAGCAAAUUCGUCCUUACUCCCAAACGCAAAGCCACCAUCAAAGAUAAACUGGUAUUUUCCACAAGAGUUCCCAGAACAGAGGAUGGAUGUGCCUGUAACCAAUAUCCAGACUUCCUCUCCGUCACAGCCAAAAUCCGAGCCGGCUCCAAUGGAUUAGCACUGGACCCAAUUAAGAUUUCCUUUACCUUUAAACAUAAGGGAAAAUAAUUGAGUGGGAAAAGAAUCAUCAGUAAAAAAAAAUAUUACGUCGCAUCUUUCAGGCUUGAAUCAACUGAUUGUCCGAAAAAGUAAGAUAAUUCCAUGCUCCGGAGGGCACGUUAAUCCUUUGGUCCCAGCUAUUAGCCGUAAAAACACCUCCACCAACCCGCAUUGGAGCAGCGUGGUGGAGUAUGCUCCAUAACCCCUCUGGUUGAUUGAGGGGAGGCCUGUGCCCAGCAGUGGGACGUAUAUAGGCUGGUUAUGUUAUGUUAUUACGUCGCAUACAGUGGCGAAAGAGUCAGUGUGACAAACAUUACCCGUGCUCUAUGUCGGCCUACAAUUAUCGGAUAUUUUUUUUUUAUUAGCAACCCCAGUCGCAGUCAGUAAUCGAUAGAUAUCGCCACUUGCAACAUUGCUUUGAUAAUGCAUCAUACGUAACAUUUUAGAGGGUUAUUUUAGAUUUUUGCCUAAAAUUGACGUGUGUUCCAUGAACUUUAUAAAUUCCAUUUUGUAAUCUUUUGAAAGAAAUCAUGUUUGUCUUUUCAAAUACCGCUAAUUUGUCCAACAACAGAUUGAGUUUUAAAUUUGCUUAUAUCUGUGGUAUUGGUAGCAGUAUCUAUCUAGCGAUAAACUGACUGUUAUCAUUUAGGGAAAAAAAAUCAUAUACGAGUAUCUAAAAAUACCUAGGAACUACUGUAGGUAUUUAAAAUAAAAACGACUGGAUAUUUAGAAAUUAUUAAAAACGGGCACAAUAACAUAUCAAAUACUAGCAUUUACUUUGAAAAACAAAUUGUAUGAUAUAAAAAAAUAUAUAACCAUACUGAGAUUGUAGGUCCAUACAAUAUUAUAAAGCUCAAUUAUAUUUUUUUCUAUUCUUGUAAUAGGGGUAAUAUAGUAGAUAGUUAGAUAAAAUACGACAAUGUACCAUUGUUCUUUGGUUUAGAUUUGUCUGAGCUAAUUUUCAUCCAAGCACAUGUCGUCACCCUAUAGUAAUAACCACAUGAGAGCGUAAAAUGUUUUUUUCUUAACUAAACCUUGCAAUAAAUUUAGUUUUUGUUGAAGAAAAUCACAAAAGAACGCAGUUUUUCAAAAAAUGCGCUUCUGUGCAAUCAUUAAGUGUAAAACCAUAAGUUGAUGAAGAAAAUAAAACAUUGCUUAGACCUCACAAAGAGAAUGCAAAUAAAAACAUAAACAACAUAGGUAAUCUUAUCUCUUCUUACGUUUCAAAUCAAUUAUUAAUCGUCUUAAUCCUUCCGUCCUGUAUAUAAUAUCACCUAUACAAUGUAUAAACAUUCCCUUAAUUACUAUGGAAUUUGUAUAAAAAAGCACACUAUGACAUCAUAGAAAAACGUGAUAAAAUAUCGGACUUAUUAUUACGUUUUUCUUGAUUAACAACAGUCAUACAGUAAGUAUUUAUUUUACAUUAGUAAUUGAUUAUUACCUACUAGCUGUUACCCGCUACUUAGUUUGAGUUGGACCCUACUAUGAAAACUAUAGAAGUUUCAUACAAACUUUGUCACCCCUUUUUACCCCCGUUGAAUUUCGAAAAAUUCCGUCUUAUUUUUACACAUACGAAAAAUUUACGGGAAUUUUAACUUAAUAUUAAGCUGAAUUCUCUCUCAGUAUUCGGUGUUACUAGCAUAUACAUAGUAAAUCAAAAUGUCUGGCCUAGGAACCCAAUGGUGUGAACUCCCUUUCUUUUUCUUCAGUAACACUACACUGUACCGUACUUUGUAAAUGUAUUAUAUUUAAAAAUGUAAUCGUUAAUGUGAGUAUACAUUAUAGUAAUAUUUAAACUCUUCAGGAGGUUGUGCUAUGAUCGCAAAGACUUUGUGGUAAGUGAAACGAACGGGGAUGUUAGUUUUUAAAACUAGACAUUAUAUUGUUACUACUAAGGCGGGAAUACACAAGCCAUCUCUGAAGGUACGGUAGACAACAAAUCUAUUUGAAAAAUUAAAUGACUGCUGUUUGUAACACGAGGAAAGAGGAGACUGGUACAGAGACAAACCGCAUUGUAGUUUAGAUUAGCUAAGUAAAAUAACAUUUUAAAUUAAAUAAAUAAAAAAAAAACUCAAAAACAAUGUUAAGUCCUGUUCCAAUUCUGAUUGUAGUCAGUUAAAGGGGUUAAAAUAAUAAAUGUCUAAUUAUUCAAUUCAAUUCUUAAUGUAUAACAUGUAUAUUUCCAGAUAUAAGUGAGUACCACAAUAAUAAUUUAAUAUUGUUUAAAUUAUAGAAUUAAUAACGAUCACAUUAAAAUAAUUCAUGUACGUGUUUAAGGGUCAAUUCAAAUUAUAUUUAUAAUAUAUCCGUGUAAUUUCUUAAUAACACAUAAUCAGAUUUAUCAGUGUAAUUUCUCAAUGUUUAGCUUGCAGAUGUAACAGUUUCAUAAUUGGAAUUUGUGUCAUUUAACGGUAUUGUAUUUAUCAAGAUCUAAAUGUUAAAUAUAGUAGUGAAUGCAAAAAGCGAUUCUUUUUUUAAAAACGAAUAUUUUCUAAAUGAGUUUUGACAGAUGUUGCCCACAAUAGCUGAUAACUCGUAUAGUGUUUAAAGCGUCGUAUCCACUAGGCAACAAGUAACAUAUACGGCAACGUUGCACAACAGCGCGCGAUGUUGCCAGCUGAAGCGCAACAUGUCACGCGGCUUGUUGUUUAUUUAGGGAGCAUCGUUAGUUGAGCAUCAAUUGUUGUAGACUGGAGACGUAACGCGCAACAACACUAGUUCCUUUGGCGACAUGUUGUCGACGUCAGACGUAUAUUAGAUGCUUAGACAGGCAACGUUGUUAAACAAAAGUUCCGUGCUAACUUUCAACAUGUUGUGACAUGCAACAUGUUGCCAAGGGGAAACGCGGCUUAAGGCUACUGAUCUUUUUUAAUAUGUCUGCCCGAUCCCCAAGCGUUCCCUUUCACUACCUCUCACGUUCGCCUCAUACAUAUCUCUCUCUAUUUAAGAUCUGCGCUCUUGUCGGUGGAGUAAUCGCCAUUCCUCACUUCUUCCCGCCAAAACCUUCACCUCCCGAUACGACACGACCUGCACCUUCUCUUUUAUUUGUUUCAUAAAUGUUCUCCUAGGUCUACCCCGUCCUCUCUUCCCUUAAAUUUUUCCUUCUAUGUUUGUUAUAAAUGAAUCGUGGCGUAUCAGGUGGCCGAUCAUAAUUCCUCAUACAUCAGUCUCAUUAAUAAACUACGGACUUAGAUUUUGUCAGAUAAAACUUAAUUUGAUUUUAGUUUGUCAAGUCUAAAAGUAGUGCCGUCCUUCACUUACGUCGAAAAUAGGACAGAAUCUAGUUUUAGAAUUGUGAAACUAUAUUAAAAUUAAGUUUGUGUCUACAGGAAUAAGCUUUAGGUACAUUUUAGAGUAUAAACAGUUAUCUACUGAGUCGUCGAGUCAUAGAUAAUAUUAACAAUGAGGAAAAACUGCCUAGUUCUCCCAUCAGGUGUCGCUACUGUCGACAAAAAUCUUUAGUUACGUGGCCAUAAUCUGAAUUAUCCUAUGAAAACGUCAUCGUUGAUAGGCGAAUGAACGGAAUCGACGUUACUAUUGCGCUCAACUAAUAAGUGCGAGCGAGUACGAUUGAUAAAUACGAUUUCAAACCCGACGACUCAGUUCAUAACGGCGGCGUGGCUAUUUUUAUCCAUUGCAUCUAUUCAUCGCACUAUCGUUACAAACCUUUCUCGAUUCUCGUCACUAUACGUUGUUUUAUCCUCACAUCACUAUGGCGAUGCGAUCGAUUCCUAUAGACACCUAAUUUUAUUUUAACUUCUUCCUGUCAUUUUUUUAUCCGCCAAAUGUUAAUUUUAAAAUGAAUGAAUAAUCCGGGUGAAUAAAUAGGCAUCUCGCUCAAAUGUAACCCGUUUGACGUGUGCUGUCAACUUACUUCUGUCGGGUUUUUGGUCGUGUGUUCCAUAAAUAUUAUGCCUGUCGAUUAGCCGUCUCUUUCUUUUUCAGGGGAUAAGAAAAUGCCAGGUAUAUCUUAAAAUAAAAUUAGAUGGUGUGUACAGGAAUCAGCACCAAUAUUUGUUCAGCUUCACUGACGCGCCAUUCGCCGACGCAUUGCACCUGUGGGGGAAAGAGAUAACAAAUAACCCGUAGUGACUAUUAACCAUUCCAAUCAUACAUUAGUGCAACAAGUAUUAUUCAAGUAGUCUGUCCCUCUCUUUCAAAACUAGUAAGGCUGAAAGUGCGUAUUAAAAGCAUGCGGAGUAAAAGAGACAGAUGUAUAUUACGUAUUGUGUUCUGUUGCUGUCUCGUUUUAAUAUGCAUAUUAGAGAGAAUAAUCGUGUCGAGUGUUUAUGAAGCCGUUCAUAUAAAUAUAAUCUGUACCCGUUGCAUGACACGCUUGUCGCGCGCGACAAGAUUAUGAGUCAAUAGAAGUAGUUUAUUUAAUAAGGGACUCGAUUCAUUUAUAUGAUGCACGUAAAAUUAUAAUGAUAUACACCAAAUAUUUCAAAGAAAAAAAUAUAGCCUGCCCAAGUCUGAGUUUGUUAUUCUUAGAUGGCAACUAUGUGCUAUGCAAUACUAUCGAUCGUUCGACCAUAAAUUUAACCUUAUAUAUUUAACUUGUUUUCAUUUUCAUCAGCUUCCAGUAGAACACCUAUUUGUAAUUCGAGUAAAUGACGUCAUAUGGCUUUGGUUUUUUAUAUUGUUUAGAGCUAGGUCGUUCUUUUGUCGGUAUUUACUUUCCCAUACUCACUCUAUAAGACAUAGAUGGUGCUGUUCAGAUUUAACGUGAUUAAUGGCAGAGGAAUAAAAGUAAUUGUCAUAAAAGGCAUACAUAAAAAUGGCCAAGUACGAAUCGAAGUGCAACGAGUAUUUUCUAACAACUGUCAACACAUAUGAUAUUCGUGUUACGUAUUCAACAACAACAAAUAUCAUUUUUCAUUCUACUCGGGGAUCUUAGAACAAGAACAACUCUCACUUCGCAUUCGCAUUUCGCUUUAGAUUUUGCACAAUAAACCACACUCAGUUUGACGCUUGUAUGUUGUACCGCUUGUCUUAUGAAAAAAAAAAAACUCAUUUAUUCUUUUUACUUCUUCAUUAUGCUAUUUUGUUAAUUGUUCGAAAACCCUCCAUAAUAAUUGGUAUUCCCUGUGAAACUUUCUGGAAAAACCGGCUAUCGUGUACCGUUCAAGUGGUACAGCCCUAUCAAGGUUGGACAGAGGGACAGACAUACAAACAGACAGACAUGAGGCGUGGGAUUAGUAAUAGAGCUCCCCGUGUCGGUACGAACCCCUAAACUGAUAAUGCCGUAAAGCAUAAAAAUGUUUGUGUUAAGAAAUGUGAAGUUAGUCGAUUUAAAUGUUUUACAUUACUAUAGAAAACAAGAUGAACCAGCCUUUGUAGCAUGCUGCGUAUAUCGCGCGCGAUGCGAUAUUUGAGCCUGUAUUAUUCCUUUAUCUGGAGGCAUGAUAGUGCCUCCGCCAAGACCAGCAAAGGGCAGUACUUACCUUUUCUGGAAAUGUUUCUUCGAUUUUUGAACCCUCAUAACUCAUGUUGGAUUUAUACCAGUUAAAAAAAUUCACAGGAUUUAUCGAGGAACCAAUACAGUUGUUUUAUCACGUCUCACGCGAUAUGCGAGUGCCAUGCUACGGCUACAGUAAAAUGAGAGUCUGCCAAAUAAUAAUUAUAAAAAAAUUACCUACAUUAAUAUGUAAGAAUAAUAAAAUAUAAUACUUUAAAAACUAUGUAUAGAAGCAAUAUUGAAAUGUCAUUUAUCUUCCAAACUGAACGGUAUAACCUCAUCUGUGUACUUUUUGUAUGCAUUUAUAUGAAUAAGUAUUUUUUGUAAAUAUUUAUACUUAUACAUACGUGGAAUAUAACAAUAUAUAUUUUUAAAUUUUG
Molecule: messenger RNA, 8881 nt
Organism: Pectinophora gossypiella (pink bollworm)
Lineage: Eukaryota; Metazoa; Arthropoda; Insecta; Lepidoptera; Gelechiidae
Gene: meigo
Product: solute carrier family 35 member B1 homolog
Exons: 7
Coding region: 162-1121 (319 amino acids)
Biological process (GO): UDP-galactose transmembrane transport
Cellular component (GO): endoplasmic reticulum membrane; Golgi membrane
Molecular function (GO): UDP-galactose transmembrane transporter activity; UDP-glucose transmembrane transporter activity
Source: RefSeq, a predicted model, not a curated record